This is a messenger RNA of Acinonyx jubatus (cheetah), 5681 nucleotides long. RefSeq names its product zinc finger and BTB domain containing 25 (gene ZBTB25). NCBI's taxonomy places the organism in Eukaryota, Metazoa, Chordata, Mammalia, Carnivora, Felidae. Gene Ontology annotation, cellular component: nucleus. The record is from RefSeq and is a predicted model, not a curated record. Gene Ontology annotation, molecular function: protein binding; RNA polymerase II cis-regulatory region sequence-specific DNA binding; DNA-binding transcription factor activity, RNA polymerase II-specific. Gene Ontology annotation, biological process: regulation of transcription by RNA polymerase II. The transcript has 2 exons. Bases 1968 to 3038 code for a protein of 356 amino acids.
AAUCAGAAGAAUUUUAAAUAUUGUGACAUAGCUAAACCUUAUUGUAACAUCAUUUGGGGUAUUCUUUGUCAUGGGGUCACCUUAAGAAAUAAAAAAAAGUUAUGUAUUUUUUUUUUACACAUCCAGUAAUUCAUCUCUGUGUGUAGGAUCCAUGGUGGGAGGUAAAAAUGAAAACAGUAAUAGCUAAAAGUUAUUGGAGGCUUAUCCCAUACCCAAGCACUAAGUAUUUACCUAAUAUACAUUCUACUGUUAUGCACACUAUUUUAUUUUAGUUUAUUUGUUUAUUUAUUCUUGAGAGAGAAAGAAACAGAACACAGUGUGGGGGUGGGGGUGGGGAUUGCGGGCAGAGAGCAAGGGAGACAGAAUCCCAAGCAGAUUCCAGACCAUUAGCACAGAUCCCAAUGCGGGACUCGAACUCAUGAACUGUGAGAUCAUGACCUGAGCCGAAAUCAAGAGGCAGAUGCUUAAUCGACUGAGCCAGCCAGGUGCCUCUUAUCCACACUAUUUUAGAGAAAAGGAGACUGAGGUUGAAGUAAAUAAUUGGUCCAUCCAGGAUUAUAGCCCCCCAAUAAGUUACACUCAAAUGCAGAUACGUGUUUUUAAAGAUCUGUGUUCUAACCCACUAAGUUUUUGAUACCUGUUCUGUAGCACUUUCAUAGCAAGGCCUUAAUGUCAUAGUUCUACCCAUCUUAUAUUCCAUACUAUAGUUCAAAAGUCAUUUGUUUCAAAUACUAUUUUCAAAAAGUGCUUUGAUGUUUUGAAUUUAGGCUAUCCCAACAUGAUAGGUAUGUAGGAAGAGGGCAGGAAAGUGGUAUUCAGAUUCUGAGCUCUUAAAGAAUAGCUUUAAUCCAUUCUCGAUUGAAAGGGAUAGAAUUCUCUAUGUUUUUUUAAAGGACCGUGCAUGAAAUACUAGGCGUCUAGCCUCAAUUACACAUUUUUAUUUACCCAUUCAUUCAUUCAUUCAAGUAUUUAUCAGGUACUUAAUGUCAGCACUGUGCUAGACCCCAGUAACAGGCUAAUUAUGCUCCCUGCCCUCAAGGGGUUAAUAGUCUCAUAGAUAGUGCACGUAAAGAAAAUAAUCGCAGUGUAAUUGAUCUGUCUGUGCCUCAGUUUCCUUCUAUGUAAGACACUGGCAUUGUAUGUGUACUCACCCCAUGGUGUUGAGAUUUAAAUGGAUUAAUAAUAUUAAAAUGCUUGGAACGGAGCUUUGCACUGUCAGCUACUGCUAUCAAUAAUUAACGUGAUACGUCUAUAAUAGAAGUGUUGUAGAAGGUAGAGUGGAGUGUCAGCAGCUCUAUUUUGAGGAGGUUGGAAUAGGCUUUAUUGAGGCCCUGUAUCUUGAAGGAUCAGGAGGAGUUUUCUGGAUGUUGUAGAGGAAUGCAGGAAGGUGCGUUGCAGGCAGAGGGAAAAGUGCACGGAAACAUAGGCAGGUAUGAACCAGGCUAGUACAUUGAGGAAACGGAGUACGUCAGAAUGACUGGAAUGCAUGGCACAAGGAGGGAGGAGGUUGGAGGGGAGGACAUGUCAUAGUUAGGGUCAGUGUCGAAACUGGAUUAGAAACAGUACCUUCACAUCAGUCUCCUCUAAGAGCUGGGAGUUGGUUCAGCUCCCAAAGCGCCUGUUGUGUGCCAGGCACCAUGCACGCUGAACUAAAUCCAAGAGAUGCAAAGGUGUCAGGCCUGCUGUCUGGUAUCUCUGUUGAGCAACUAAAAAUCCUCAGUUAAUAGAGCUCUGUACCGAUAUAAAAAAGCCCUGCCACAGACCCUGGAAGUGGGUGAGUGAGAGCUAAGAGUGAAACCCAGGAGGCAAUCCCGAGAUACGGGGACUAAAGAAAUGGAUUGUCGCUAUACUUACUGACACCCAGUGCAUGGUGAAGCAUUCACAAAGUUUUGCUUCAGGGAAGUGAAUGCAUAAAAAUACAACCAACUGAUAUCCAACCUGACAUAUUCAGCUAUUUGCUGCACAUUAUGUAUACGGGGAAAGGGCCAAAACAGAUUGUGGAUCAUAGUCGUCUGGAGGAAGGGAUUCGAUUUCUUCACGCUGACUACCUUUCUCACAUUGCGACUGAAAUGAAUCAGGUGUUCUCACCAGAGACUGUGCAGUCCUCCAAUCUGUAUGGCAUUCAGAUCUCAACAACCCAAAAAACAGCUGUCAAACCGGGGCUGGAGGUCAAAGAAGCUCCUUCCAGUAACAGUGGCAACAGGGCUGCUGCGCAGGGCGACCACCCCCAGCUGCAGCUCUCUCUCGCUAUUGGGCUGGAUGAUGGCACUGCCGAUCAGCAGAGGGCCCGUCCUGCUGCCCAGGCCUUGGAGGAACACCAGAAGCCCCCAGUGUCCAUCAAGCAGGAGAGAUGUGACCCAGAGUCUGUGAUCUCCCAGAGCCAUCCCUCACCCUCAGCGGAGGUGACAGGCCCCACUUUCACCGAAAGCGGUAUCAAAAUACACUUAUGCCAUUACUGUGGGGAACGUUUUGAUUCCCGUAGUAACCUAAGACAACAUCUCCAUACCCACGUGUCCGGAUCCCUCCCGUUUGGUGUCCCUGCUUCCAUUCUGGAAAGCAACGACCUUGGUGAAGUGCAUCCACUUAAUGAAAACAGUGAGGCUCUUGAAUGCCGCAGGGUCAGCUCCUUCAUUGUCAAGGAGAAUGAGCAGCAGCCUGACCACUCAAACCAGGGUACCACUGAGCCUCUGCAGAUCAGCCAAGUGUCUCUGAUCUCCAAAGACUCAGAGCCAGUAGAAUUAAACUGUAAUUUUUCUUUUUCAAGGAAAAGAAAAAUCAGCUGUUCCAUCUGUGGUCAUAAAUUUCUCCGAAAAAGCCAACUGCUGGAACACAUGUAUAUACACAAAGGUAAAUCUUCCAGAUACAACCGAUGCCAAAGGUUCAGUAAUACGGUAGCCCAGAGAUUUCAGCCGUACUGUGACAGCUGGUCUGAUGUCCCCCUGAGAAGUUCUUGCUUGUCGCAAGAACAGUUAGAUUCAUCCUGUGCCUUAGAGUCAGAGCUCACACAAGAAAGUGUGGACACUAUCCUUGUGGAGUAGCAGUUUCUCCUCCAUAAUUUUUAUAUCAAUUCUGAAAAAAAAUCCACAUGCAUUUUUUUAUUCAUAAACUCUCUUCCUCCUCAACGUCUGUUCACUUUUUUCUUUGCCAUUUAUCCAUAGUUUUAAGGUGGUAUAUAUUAGGUCUUAUUGUAAGGUAUGUUAGACACAUGGCUAUUAAAAUGUAACCUUCAAGUAGAGCAUGAACCAUUCAUAAAUCACAAUUACGAAAUCAGAAAUCAGUGUAAGAAUUAUGGAACUUUAGAGUAAAUAUUUAUAGAAUUUCUAAGUAGAAUCAGAACCAAAUUGAAAAUGAAGUAAAUGAAAUUUUUUAAAGAAUACUCUAGACUAUCAGUUUUGGCUAAUUUUUCACAUGAAUAAGCCACCGUAAAGACUAUUUAAAAAUAUUUUCUGGGGCGCUGGGGGGGCUCAGUUGGUUGAGUAUCCAACUUCGGCUCAGGUCAUGAUCUUGCCAUUCUGAGUUCGAGCCCCACAUGGGCUCUGCGCUGACAGCUCGGAGCCUGGAGCCUGCUUCAGAUUCUUUGUCUCCCUCUCUCUGCUCCUCCCCCACUCACGCUCUGUCUCUCAAUAAUAAAUAAACAUUAAAGAUUUAAAAAUAAUAAAAAACAAUAAUAAUAUUUUCUGCCACAUAGGGAGUUAAAGUUAUUUCUAAUGCAUAACUAUAUAAUGUAUAAAAAUUUUGUUUUAAGGCAUAGCUAUAAUAAAUCAUGAGUAGUUUUAAAAUCACUUUUUACUUAUUAGCUCUGCAGCAUCUUGCAUGGCUUUUAUUUAUUUUUUCACAUUGAGCAUACCUCAUUGUUAAUGAAAAAUAUUUUAGUGAAAAGAGAGAAAUGGAGGAGAUUCAAACAGUAAAACAAAAUCCUAAGCAGAGAAACAAAUGUUCAUACACCUAGAUAAACAGAGCUUCAGACAGAACUGCCUUGACUAACACCAAUGUUGUUACCUUAAUCUAGAACGUUUUCUUAAGGAUCUUAAGAGCAAUUUGAGAUUUUUUUUAUGACCAGAGAUUUACAUCAGCUUAGAGAGGAAACUGAUAAAAUAUAAAUUGUCUUUCUACCCUCAGCGCCCAAGGAUUUUCUAGGCUGCCUAAGUUGAUGUUAAUUUUCUAUCACUUGCAGAAGUAGUUUUUCAGUGACACAGUUUUCAUUUUUUUCUGGUCCAUAAAACUAACAGUACACACAGUGUCCUAGAACUAUGUCUAAAGUCCAUGAUAGCUUUCCCUUUGUGAAUAACCUUAGCUCCCUUUUAUAACAGUGAAACUUACAAAGCUAAAACACCAGAAAAAUUAAAACUGAUGGGCUAAAUGAUAGAUUGUCCUGCUUUAUGUAGCUGGGGAAUAGCUGGUCAAACUUCACCACAAAGGAUAGAUCUAAAUUGUUUCUGAAAUGUUUAAAUUUCAAAGAUUAGUCAAGAAUAACAAAGCAGAGAGGCUUUAAAACAGCCUCAUCUUUUUUGUGUGCGCUGCCCUGUUAAAUUCAAAGCCUCACAGACAUUUUAAUAAAUCUGGCUUGUGAGGCUUACAAUUUAACUGUAUACAGAAACUCUGAGCUCCUUUAUUGACUGCAUCCUUCUGAAGACAUCUCCUGACAGCAUCAGAGUGGAGGCAGAAGGGAGCUGAAAGAGUAAUCCAGCCCAUUCUAAGGGCACAAAGGUUUUCUCCGGGUAAACACUGAGUUUAGGUGACUUAUGAAGGGGUAAGUUAUUCUUGAAGGCUGAAUGAAGAAACUACUGGGCAUUGUCUAAGGCAGUAGCGUUUCUCCCUCAGACAAGUGACUAAAACUUCCUGGGGUCAAGAUUGUUAAUGUGUUGAGAAUAAAAUCUAACUAGCUGUUUUUAUAGUAGCAGUUACAUUGGGAGUGGCUAAAAACAAAUGUGUUGCUCUUGGGGGUGAGAACUUCAUCUAAUCUUAAACUUAAGUCACUUAAACAAUGAUUCAAACUUUUCUGCCCUCAAAGAUUUCAUCUUAUAGGGUGAACACACAUCUUAACAUCGAUUUCCUGUAUUUUAGGCUAUUCAUGAUAUACUCCCCGGCCUUCUUCAAGUAAAAUUUUAUUUUUCGCACGAGGAUGACAGUUUUUCUGAUUUCUUCCUUCUCUGUUUUCUUCUUGCUCAGUCAUUAGUCCUUGACACAAGAAGUGCGUAGCUGAAGGGUGGGAUUGCGGGUGCAUAUGAGUUGAGGUAUAGGGUAGCAGUUCAGGGCAGAGUCUGGAGAAAUUGUGUUUGCUUGUGGCUGAUUGGCCACGGUGGACAUUAGUUUAAAGCUGAAAUAUAUUUAUACUUAUUAGAUGUUAAGAACAUAAUGGUUAAUUGUAUUUUUGUUCUCAUUCAUUUAGUUCCUUUUAAUGUUAGAAAUUCAGAGCAAAUGUUCUUUCUUUUAGUCUUCAUAAUAUUCUAUUUUAGGGAGUGGGAAAAUGUUAACUCCAUUUUAUAGGAAAAAAGUCCCAAAAGGUGGGUUGCAGAGAAUCAGUGAAUAGUGGUGUGGGAACUGACCCCAGUUUAAUUUUUUUCAUUCAUUCAACAGGCAUAUUUUAAAAAUAACUGUUACACGUAUAAUUAAUACUGUGCCCUGAGUGUAUUUUUUUAAGACUUGAUUCCUUACUAAGAGAAUCUACUUUGUAUAUAUAU